Paramecium sonneborni is the source of this 1218-nucleotide messenger RNA. NCBI's taxonomy places the organism in Eukaryota, Ciliophora, Oligohymenophorea, Peniculida, Parameciidae. The record is from the annotation of a GenBank genome assembly.
UAAUGGAUUCUGCAAUAGGGACAUACAUUUGUUAAACUAUUGAUUGUAGUAAACCUGCAACUUUGCAAUGUCCAACUUGUAUCAAAAUGGCUUUAGCUCCAGCAUACUUUUGUGAUUAAGAAUGCUUUAAACGAUAUUGGCCAAUCCAUAAGACUUUUCAUAAAAAAUAGGAAGAAUAGGAUGAUUAGAAAAAUAAGUUUAAAUUUACAGGGCCAUUAAGACCAGGUAAAAUAUCUGCAAGACUAUUUGUUCCUGAUCAUAUAAAAAAGCCUGAAUGGUAUUAAAGUGGAUAGCCAACAGAGGAAAUGAAAAGUAAACUUCAACAAAUAGUUGAUUGUAAGACUGCUGAGGAUAUUUAGAAGAUGAGAGAAUGUGCAGUAAUAGGUAUAUUAGUUAUUCUUAAUAUUUUGUUAAGGAAGAGGUGCAUUAGAUGCUGGUCAUGCAGCUGUAAAAGCAGGAGUAACAACUGAUGAAAUAGAUAAGAUUGUUCAUAAAUAUAUAAUUGAUCAUGAUGCUUAUCCAUCCCCAUUAAAUUAUAAUGGAUUUAAAAAGUCAUUAUGUACAUCUGUUAAUGAGGUGAUUUGUCAUGGUAUUCCUGAUGAUAGGCCAUUGGAAAAUGGAGAUAUUGUUAAUCUUGAUGUCUCAGUCUAUUUUAAAGGUUUUCACAUCGAUUUGAAUGAAACAUAUUUUGUAGGAGAAGUGAGUGAAUCAUCUAAGUUCCUUGUUGAAAAAGCUUAUAAUUGUUUAUAAAAAGCAAUAGAAAUAUGUAAGCCAGGGACAAUGUAUAGAGAUGUUGGAAAUAUCAUAGAAAAAUACAUAACUGAAAAUGGAUUGGCUGUUAAUCGUACAUAUUGUGGUCAUGGAGUGGGUUAAUUAUUUCAUUGUGCUCCAACGUAAAUAAUAUUCAUUAAAAUAGUAUUCCACAUUAUGGAAAAAAUAAAGCUCCAGGAUUUAUGAAACCUGGACAUACAUUUACUAUAGAACCUAUGAUUAAUUAAGGAACUCAUUAAGAUAUUCUUUGGACAUUUGAUAAUUGGACUGCUGUAUUAAUUUUAAGAUUAUCAUUAGGUUACUGCUGAUGGAUAACGUUCUGCUUAAUUCGAACAUACUCUUUUGAUAACUGAAGGAGGAUGUGAAGUUAUGACAGCUAGAUUACCAACUUCACCACCUCUAGAUUUUAAAAUAUGAGUAAUAUAAUAUUUGUUGCAAAUAAAUUCG